This is a messenger RNA of Rangifer tarandus platyrhynchus (Svalbard reindeer), 3456 nucleotides long. NCBI's taxonomy places the organism in Eukaryota, Metazoa, Chordata, Mammalia, Artiodactyla, Cervidae. The record is from the annotation of a GenBank genome assembly.
AUGGCACCAAAAACCAAGAAAAGAUUGAAAGACUCCAUCGAUGAUGUCCUUGGUGACGUCCUGGGAGAUGAGACGACACCACCUGAGAAGCCUGUUAAACUAAUGUCACGUGCCAGAGACCCUCCAGAUGUAGCCCAGGCGCCCCCUCCCUCCAGGCUUCGACCAAAGUCCCUCCUGGAAGACGAUGCCUUCAUCACCCGAGCAGGCCUGGCAGGAGCUGAUGCCGAGGUUUCAGAUGUCUCUGAUGCAGACCCACAGGCUCUGCUGCAGGCCAUGAAGGACCUGGAUGAAAUGGAUGCUGACCUCUUAGGUCUGAAGAAGUCAAAUCUAGCCUCUAACAAAAGGCCUGCAAAGGGCUCUGGGAAAGAAGAGCCACCUAGUCCUCUUAAAACCGCCGGUGUGUUAACUGCCAAUGAGAAAGGAGAUGCCAUUCCCAACAAGGACCUACCUCCAUCUCCCUCCAGCUUUGGGCAUCAGUACAGGAAGUUUUCCUUGGAAGAUUCAGAAGACCCCCUGGCAGGACUUCUCUCUGAUGAUGAGGAAAGAAUCCCCAAGAAACUGCCCUCCACGGAGACGAAAACCUCUUCCAAAAAGAACCCAGCCCUGGUCAGAGAUCACGGGCCCUCUGUCCCUCUAACUCCUGGGGACACUCCGGUCCGAAAGAAAGAAGAGCUGCUCUUUGACGAUGGGGACGACAUCAUGGCCACCCUGGGGUUUGGAGACAGCCCCAAGGCAGAGGGGAGGCAGGCGGGCAACCAGGAAGGGCCCCUCCCUGCUCGCUCCAAGCUGGAUGAGCUGCUGGGCCGGGGCCCUGCCUCCAAGCUCCUGGCCCGGCCAGGCACUGGCGAGCACAGGGAAUUCAAGCUGGACAAGAAGUACCAGCAGCCACAGGACAAAGAAGACACCUGGGGUGACAACGACUUCACCUUUGGGGCCUACCAGCCCACCGUGGGCUCCUCCGAGGGCCGGCAGUCCCGCCGGCAGUCUGUCAGUAGGUUCUUAGAUGGUGGCACAGACCCCAAGGGAGAAGCGGGCUCCAGGCAGAGCACCCCCACAGCCUCCAGCCCCACCCAGCCCAGGAGGGGAGGCGCUGACUGGCUGGGCCUCAAGGACGACAGCUGGGACCUGCUCCCCCCCUCCCCAGGCAGGAAGGCCCAGAGGCGCCCCCGUCCUGGGAGCCAGCAUUCCGCCCCCGUCUGCCACUCUGCCCCGUCCGGGCCGCCCUCCUCCUCAGGGACAAAAACACCCACUGAGGGUCCUGGCCCUCCUGCCAGAGGCAGCCAGCCUGCGGAGCCAGGAGCAUCCGAGGAGGCGGCAGGCCAGGACUGGCUGAGCCACGCCCUGUCCCGGAAGAAGGCCCAAGGCUUGGCCAGAGAGGAGCGCGCCGCAGGCUCUGAGGGCCAGCACUCGGCGGGGGCAGCCGGCCGGCCGCCUUCCCACAGUCAGCCUGCUGCCAGCACCCAAGAGCUCGAGCCAGCCGCCGCCCGGGAGACCCCAGGAACAGCAACACGAGGGCCAUGGCCCCCGCCUGCCGCCUCUGGGUCCCCCAUGACUUGGAACAAGGCCGCCUUGGCCCUCCAUGCAGGUGACCCUGAGAGGGGAAGAGCCCUUGGAGACCACUCUGGCACCGAGCCUACAGUUGUUUUCCCGAAUUCCCAGGAACCCUCAGGGCCUUCUGUGCCUGUUCAGUCCAAGCUCCCGGAGUCCCUGGCCCAGAGCCUGUUGCCCGGCCCCGAGUACCAGCACCAGCUCCUGGUGGCACAGGCUCAGCUUCAGAGCGGCACUGCCGAGCUCCAGGCCACCCUCCUGCAGAGUCAGGCCCGGCUGGCGGAGCUCGAGGCCCAGGUGCGGAAGCUGGAGCUGGAGCGGACCCAGCACAAGCUGCUGCUGGAGAGUUUACAGCAGCGGCACCAGGCCGACCUGGAGCUCAUCGAGCAUGCUCACAGGAGCCGAGUCAAGGUGCUAGAAACAUCGUAUCAGCAACGGGAAGAGCGGCUGCGGAGAGAGAACGAGGAGCUGUCUGCCCAGUAUCUGUCGCGCUGCCAGGAGGCGGAGCAGGCCCGCACUGAGCUCGCGGCCCAGCACCAGCGGCGCUUGGCGGCCGCCAUGCAGGAGAAAGACCAGGAGAUGGAGCGGCUCCGGGAGCUGCAGCGGGCCUCCAUCCUGGAGAUGCGCAAGGACCACGAGGAGCACCUGCAGCGGCUGAAGCAGCUGAAGGACCGGGAGAUCGACGCCGUGACCAGCGCCACCUCCCACACGCGGUCCCUGAACAGCAUCGUCGAGCAGAUGGAGAAGUUCUCCAGCAGCCUGCACGAGCUGUCCUCCCGCGUGGAGGCCUCACACCUCAGUACCUCCCAGGAGCGGGAGCUGGGGAUCCGGCAGCAGGACAAGCAGCUCCAAGCGUUGCAGGAGAGGCUGAGCCGCCAGCAGCGGGACAUGGAGGAAGAGCGGAGCCGACUCCAGGAGGUCAUGGGGAAGAUGGAGGCACGCCUGGGCGAGCAGAGCCGGCUGCUGGAGCAGGAGCGAUGGCGGGUGCACGCCGAGCAGUCCAAGGCCGAGUCGGCACAGCGUGCUCUGGAGGAGCAGAGGAAGGUCAUGGUCCAGCAGAUAGCCAUGGAGCGGGAGGAGCUGGAGAGAGCCAAGAGCGCCUUGCUGGAGGAGCAGAAGUCCGUCAUGCACAAGUGCGGGGAGGAGCGGCGGCGCCUGGCGGCCGAAUGGGCUGAGUUCUUCACGCAGCAGAAGCUGAGUAAGGAGCGGGCCGAGCGCGAGGCGGAGCGGGCGCUGCAGGUGGACGCCCAGCGGGAGGGCACCCUCGUCAGCCUGGCCAAGGAGCAGGCAGAGCUGAAGAUCAGGGCCAGCGAGCUCCGAGCCAAAGAGGACCAGCUGGCGGCCGAGAGGGAGGCUCUGGAGCAGGAGCGGCAGGAACUGCGUCUGGAGAAGGAGCGGGUCAGCGCUGCUGCCCAGCGCAUGAGGCUGCGCGCCGAGGAGAUGGAGAGCAUGAGCCAGGUGGCCUCUAAGAAGUACCAGGAGGGGGAGCGGGCCCUGCGCGAGGCCCAGCAGGUGCAAUCAGAGCAACAGGCCCGGCUGCAGCUGGUGCAGGAGCAGCAGGAGCGGCUGCGGCAGCAGGAGCGCCACGUGCACCAGGAGCAUCUGAGUCUAGCCCAGCAGAGGCUGCAGCUGGAUCGUGCCCGACAGGACCUGCCCGCCAGCCCAGUGGGGCUGCUCUCCAGGGCCCAGGACCUCGCAGCCUCUGGCCUGAGUGCCACGGUGGCACCUGCCCGCACCGUUCCGCAGUGCAGCCAACCACUGGUCGGCCUGGGCCCCUCACAUCUCUAUGCCAAGCUGGUGCUGCUGAGACACACAGCUGAGCAGGACCGUGACUUUCUGGAGAACGAACAGUUCUUCCUGGAGACCCUGAAGAAAGCCUCCUACAACAUGGCAUCCCACUCGGCCUGA